AUGCCGUCCAAGAAAAACAGAAAAACCGGUCCCAAAUGUACGCAAGCAGGCCCGGCAAAGAAGGAGUGUGUUGAACAACCUCCGACCGUGCAAGCCGAACCAAAAACAAGUCUUGAACGGCUACGAGAAAAUGACGAUGAGGUAAUCAGACGGGUGCGGGAUAUGAAAAAUUUACUAUUUCCAAAUAUGCCAAAUGCAGAGCCGACAAUAUCAACUGGCUCCAACUCACUGCAGAAUUCUCAAAAAUUAAAUCGAACCCCGAAGCUGUUGAGAGAAGCUGAACCGUGUAUUCAAGAAUUAGCGGAGGCUUUUCGAGACUUAGCUGAUGGGGUAGAGUCGAUGCGCGGGCAAGAGCAAGAUCUCACUGCACAAGAGAAGCCCGGCUCU
Messenger RNA from Mesorhabditis spiculigera, 387 nucleotides. The record is from the annotation of a GenBank genome assembly. NCBI's taxonomy places the organism in Eukaryota, Metazoa, Nematoda, Chromadorea, Rhabditida, Rhabditidae.